CGCGAUCAGACGUCGACCCCGUGUCGACUUCCCCGGCAUACUCGAAAAGUUUCUGUGAUUUGUGAAGUGUAUAUUGUGUUGUGUUAUAUCGUGUUUUCAGUGUGUUUUAUUGUGUGUUUUCCGUGUUUGAAAAUGGAUGAUUUUUGAGUUUUUUUCGGGCGCUGAUAAAAGUUCACAAUGAAGACUCGUACAGUGGUGCUGGUGAUAAUCCUGGGCUGUGGCGCGGCGGCCAUCUUGUUUGCCGUAGCCGCCUACCUCUACAUACGGCGGAGGAGGAAAAAGAGGGAGGACGAGGAGGACGGCACCAGUUGUGCUAUCAGAGCUGACCAAUCUUCCUCUGAUGGAGGAAGGGAGAAGAGCACAAACAGGUUGAACGGUUUCCUCAACCUGAAGACACCACUGAUCAGUACAAAGACUCUGGGAGCACAACUUGAGACAACCUCAAUAAGCUCUCCCCAAGCGAAGUCCCCGGCUGGUAGCAGCGCUGGAGCGGCUGCGAGUGCCUCCACAGCACCUGGUGAAAGGACCCCGACAGCCCACAACAAGCAGCUGCAAAAUGUCAAGGGGCAAGACCAUCCACCGCACCCAUCUGUAGAAGAGAACCGAUCGAUUUCACUGGUGGACAUGUAUAUCGACAACUCGGAACCAUCGGAGAACGUCGGUCAGAUCCACUUCAGCUUGGAGUACGACUUCCAGAACACUACUCUGAUACUGAGGAUUAUACAGGGUAAAGAGCUGCCUGCAAAGGAUUUAAGCGGGACAUCAGACCCUUACGUGAGGGUGACUUUACUCCCUGACAAGAAACAUCGCCUGGAGACCAAGAUCAAGAGACGUACCCUCAACCCGCGGUGGAAUGAGACCUUCUACUUCGAGGGGUUCCCGAUACAGAAGCUGCAGAGCCGGGUACUUCAUCUGCACGUGUUUGACUACGAUCGGUUCUCAAGAGAUGACUCCAUUGGAGAAGUGUUUCUGCCAUUAUGUCAGGUGGACCUCAGCGAGAAGCCGUCAUUCUGGAAAGCCUUAAAGCCCCCAGCCAAGGACAAGUGUGGGGAGCUUCUGACCUCCCUGUGUUACCAUCCCAGCAACAGCGUCCUGACCUUGACCCUGCUGAAGGCGAGGAACUUGAAAGCCAAGGACAUUAAUGGGAAAUCAGAUCCAUACGUAAAAGUCUGGCUUCAAUUCGGCGACAAGCGCAUAGAAAAACGCAAGACGGCCAUCUUUAAAUGCACCCUGAACCCGGUGUUCAACGACUCGUUCUCGUUCAACGUGCCCUGGGAGAAGAUCCGGGAGUGCUCCCUGGAUGUCCAGGUCAUGGACUUCGAUAAUAUCGGGAGGAACGAGCUCAUUGGGAGGAUAUUGCUUGCUGGUAAAAACGGCUCCGGCGCAACAGAAACGAAACACUGGCAAGACAUGAUAACGAAACCGCGACAGACGAUCGUCCAAUGGCAUCGCCUCAAGCCCGAGUGAACGAACAACAAAAACAAAUAAUAAAUAAAUUAAAAAAAAAAACACAAAAAACGUCAUAAGACUGAACGGUUAACAAAAAUUUAAUGGCACACCAAUCUCUCUGAGCUGUCCUUGUAUUGGCGUUGUGCGGCAUUUUUUAAAGAUUUUUUAAUAAUGUUUUCAUUUUUUUUUCCUUUUUCGGCUUACAUUUUUAUUAAAUAAAGUCGUUUCAUUUUUUUAACUCUUUUCUGUAGUGAAUUUACGCAGUUAUGUAUUUAAAUGUUGAUUUUCAAGUAUCGCUGUAAGUUUUAUGUAUUUAAAAAAAUUAUAUUGAUUUACUAUUUUUCGCCUUCAUCUAAGCACACGCUACUUCUCGAAUCUUGACUAUCGUUAAAGAAAAAAAAAAACGUUAAAAAGUCUUAAAAACCUAAAAUUGGUGAUAUUUCUAAAGAAAGAAAAAUCAAGUGUUGAACAUUAACUUUCCUACAACAACUAUUUUGGAAUGCUGUUCAUGCAAUAUUAUUUUUUUAGAUACCUACAGUUUUUUUUUUUGCAUGUUUUAAAACUUAUCUGUAGAAUCCAUUUAAAUCCAUAAAUAUUCACAAAAUUAUUGAUUUAGUGUAUUUUUUAUUCAAUUUUCUUAAUGUUAUUACUGCCUUUUUCCUAUUUCAAUUUCUUUUUUUAUAUAUAUUUCAUGACACAGCAUUUCAAAAUAAGUUUUGAAUCUUCAAGCUAUAUUGACGUUUUACUUAAUAAGUAAUGGUUAAUGAUGAAUGUUAAGAAUUUUAAUAAUAAAAAUAUUGUUAGAAUUAUAAAAUAAUUGUUAAAAAUGUAGUAAUUAUUAUGAAAAGUCGGAUUCACAUCGCACAAAGAAGAGUAGAUUUUUGCGUUUGAAUUAUAUUUACCCGACUGUGAAGAAGGGUAUUUUUUGUUUUUAAUUGAACAUAAGUAAUUAAAUUGAUUAAUAAAUUAACCAAAUAAUUGAUGUCUAAACUUUUUCAAUUUACUUUUGGAUUGCUCAAUUACGAGUCAAUAAAAAACAUUUUUCAAAAAGAAAAAAUAACAUCAUUUACUAAAACAUUUUUUUCAAAAUCGAAAUCAUCAGAGUGUAUAGAAAAAAAUACCAAACUGCCAAAUUGUUAACAUUGAAAAAAAACCAUCAAAUGAGAUUUUUGAGAAAAAAGUGUCAAACGUUUGCUUUCUGUAUUAAAAAUGCUUAUUAUACUGAGUACAGAUUCUAAAUUAAUUGUUAAAAAUUAAGGAAGAGUUGCAAAUGUAUGAGGCUGGUCAAUUUUAGGUGAGAUUUUAAUGUGAAUAAGAGUUGUUGCAAGCCGUUCUUUGAAAAUCAUCCAGCAACUUUGGACAGCUUAAUAUGUUAGGUAGCAAACUUUUUUGUUAAAUAUAUAUAUUUAUAUAUAUGAUAUUAAAAAAUAUAAUGAUAAAAAAUAGUAUCAAAAUGCUUGUUGUUACAUGUUAAAGCUUACAUUCCAUAAAAGUAGUUUGAAUUGAUGUUAAAACGUAUUGAGAAAUUAAAAUAAAAAAAAUAAUCAUCAGAAUCCAAAAUAUUGUAUACAUUUAUAAAAGUUUUAUAGAUAUUAGCUAUAUAUAGGUGUACCUCGUAGCUUGUUGUUAUAGGUGUUAGACAGUUCAAUGUUCAUAUUAAUUAGUUGCAAGAAACGACAUCUGUUUAAAAAAAAGCAAAUAAUAUACAAAAAAAAAACUUUUACCCAAUUUUACUUCAAAAAAUCCUCUAACUGAGCUUCAAAAACCGAUUUUAGUGGAAAAAAUGUCGAGAAAAUAAUAAUUUAAGAUGUAAUUGAUAGUUUUAGAGUAAAAAAUCAUGAAUAUGGUUAGUUAUACCGAUACUUAAAAAUAAAGGAAAGACUAUAUUAGUCGUUUUUACUUGUAAAUAGGCAGUUGCAUCAGUAGAGUUGGUAAAAAUAACUGGUUCCUUAAGUAAAUGUGUUAGGAAUUUGCCGUUUCAGAGCCUUACGAAAUAAGUAUCGCUGUAACUGACCUAGGAUAAUAAUUGGAACUAGAAACAUGACUACAUACACUUUCAAUAUCCUCAAGUAAAUAGAUAUACUUGAAUUAAUGUGCCAGUAAAAGAAAAACAAUAGAAAAAAAAUAAUCAUAAAAACCGGUUUGUUGAAAUUUUAGUAAAAUAGCUGAGAUCUAUAUUUUUUACUCUCGUGUUUAUGCGAAUAUAAAUGUGUAUUUUUAAUGAGGUGAAAAAAACCUCAGAAGCGCUUUUUCAAUUUAUUUUUGCUAAGCUAUUUUGUAUAUUGUGUUAAUUUUCCUAAAACGCUAAAACGCUUUAUUUAUAAUUAGGUGACCACAUAAUCCUAAAAAAGGUUUUCUUUUUUACAUAACUUCUCAUAAAAAAGCACUUAGUGCUUGGUUCAAAUAGCGGGGUAAUUAGUGAAAAAGAAGACGGAUAACCUAUGUCAUACCUAUACCAAUUCUAGAAUUCUAGAAGUGAAAUCUACAUGGCGUUUUGAUGUUUACCUAAGGCCACGUCCUCACAAGCAGGCGACUUGCUUAGAGUCUAGCAAGUCACCUAAAGAGUACCUUAGUAAGAAGGAACAUUCUUAAAUGUAUGUGACCGAUCCAUAUUCGUUUGGGACUCACCUGGAAACGUGUUAUAGCAAGGCGUGUGAUGACUUGUUAGACUCUAGUGCCUAGAGGCUAGGCACUAAGCAAGCUGCCUUUUCUGCCUGGGCAGACGUGGCCUCACUGAAACUUUCAACCAAGCAAUGUUUAUUAUUCAACUGCCAAAAUUAGGAGUAUAUAGAAUCUAAUUUGACAGAUGAUGUCUUGUUGCGUAGUUACCCCGCAAUCCAACUAAAAUUAUUUUUUAAAAAUCGAAUCUUCAACUAUCGAAAAUUCUCAAAAAUAAGUACAACGAUUUCAUUUUGAAUUCAGUAAUUUUGAAAACAAAAGCAUAUCCAGGUAUUGGUAGGGAAGUUAAAAUAAAAAAAAUAUUGUAAGUAUAAAAGAAAGGUCAAAAUGAGAGGAAUUAUUCUAAUAAAUGUACAUAAAAUAGGAAAAAAAAAUUGAUUGUCGUCAUGCAAAGUUUGAGCUAUUAAAAAGCGUAUCUCAUUAAAUACUUAUAUACCUAAAAUAUUCAAUAAAAAAGUGUAUUUUUGCAUCUUCCGAUUACUACCUCUUUUUGCUUAAUCAAUAUUUUUUACUGUUGUAUAAAUUAUAACAGAAUAUUUUUCAACUCUAAAUAAUUAUGAGAAAAAUAUUUUUUCAUCAAAAACAGCGAUAUUAUUUUAUUAUUGAAAAAUUGGACAGUUGUUUGGCUUGGUAAAUUGUCAUCUAAAAAAUAUUAUUCUUACUUCCUCUAUAUAUAUACUUAAAUCUAAUUCUUAUUAUGAAAUUUCUUGAUAUUAUAAAACUAACGUAUAUAUAAUAUAUUUUAUAAGUCAAACAACUGUCCUAUUUUGCCUAUCUCUAAGCUUUUCGAUUCCAAAAUCAUUGUGAUGUACAAUUAUGACAUAUCAAACAUUUUUAUUUUCAAAGCCUUCAAGGAUAUAUAUUUUCGAAAAAAUCUAUAUAGAUUUAACACUGCGCACUUAAUAAUUAUUUUUUAGUUAAAUAUUUAUUCUUAGUAAACUACUUCACGUUGGUUAACAUUUAUUUCCUUAAAUACAUCUUGGAAAUUAUUUUUUGCAAAUUGAGACGUGAAAUUGACGUAUUUUUUUCAAUUUGAACGUACUUUUUGAUGUUUUGUAGAAAUAAUCACUAAAAAUGGUGAUUAACGCAUUUAUUUUUAAUCAUAUAACAUUAAUAUAUUUGAAUGUUACCAUGUAAACGCAAAUAACAUAGUAUUGUGGCAGAAAUAAUGAGUUAUAUUGCAAAAUGUGUAAUAUUUAGUGCUUCUGUCAUCCGCCAUUUUGUCGUGAUCGCUUGAAGUUUAUUUAAAAAAAGUUCGGCUCAAACGGUGUAACUAAGUCGCGAUCUGUGUCUAUUUUGUGCAAUAUAAAUGUUAUAAAAUUAGGAAAAAUGUGAUUUUAAAAAUAUAGUUGAUUAUAUUUUAUCGUAUAGUUAAAAAAACGUUUUAAAAUGUAAUAUGUAAUAUCAUGUAACGUUAAGAUAUCAGUGUUAGAUUAGAUAAAGAAGUUACAAACAUAUUUAUAGACUGUUAUGUUUAAAAAAUAAGAAUGUAUUCGCUUCGAAAUCAUUUUUUAAUUUUUUUUUCUUAUUUUUUUUUUUACUGCAUAGCAUAGGUGUCAUUGUUGUUUAUGAUUUUUUAGUGUUUUCAUGUUAAUUAAGGUUUUUAGGUGUACGGUUCAUUAAAUUUAUUAUAUUAUACACGUAUUAAAAAGUGUUGACAAUCAUUAAUGUAUUGUGUAUUUAUUAAUUGUAAUUAAAUUCAUUAUUCCCGAAUAAAAUAUUGAGUUAA
This is a messenger RNA of Helicoverpa zea (corn earworm), 5857 nucleotides long. RefSeq names its product synaptotagmin-7 (gene Syt7). The transcript has 12 exons. The record is from RefSeq and is a predicted model, not a curated record. Gene Ontology annotation, molecular function: SNARE binding; phosphatidylserine binding; calcium-dependent phospholipid binding. The coding region runs from base 178 to 1467 and encodes 429 amino acids. Gene Ontology annotation, biological process: vesicle fusion; regulation of dopamine secretion; regulation of calcium ion-dependent exocytosis. Gene Ontology annotation, cellular component: membrane; synapse; axon. NCBI's taxonomy places the organism in Eukaryota, Metazoa, Arthropoda, Insecta, Lepidoptera, Noctuidae.